CUAUACAAAGUGCAAAAUAAACCAUCCGCCAACAUAAAGCCAAGAGCAAACCUCCAAGAUCUCCCUCUCUCUCUCUCUCUCUCUCUCUCUCUCUCUCAACUGCUGCAAAAUCCAACUAUACCUCAAAGCAAAAGCACAAAGCCAAGAACCAGAGCUACCCCUCUCUCUCUAUCUCUCUGUGAAACAAACGCAAAUGUUUUGAGAAACAAACGCAAAGAUUGAACACCAUGAUUCCAGCAUGUUUCAGCCAACCCAACACACUCUCAAACACCUCUCAAGCACCUCAAAACCUCAUAACCUGCAUCUACCAAACGCACCUCUGCGACUCUCCAACCUAUCUCACUCUCACCUGGUCUAAAACCCUCUUCUCCCACUCCCUCACCAUUUACGCCGCCGACUCUUUCUCCAUCUCCAUCUCCCUCCACCCAUCAAGCUUCCCCUUCUUCCGAACCCGACCCGGAUCCAAAUCCAUUUACCUCGCCCGCCACCGCUACCAGAGAAUCAAGCUCUACUGGGACUUCACUCGGGCCGACUUCACCCACAACUCCGCCGAGCCCGACUCCAGCUUCUACGUCGCCGUCUCCUGCAAUGCCAAGCUCGAAUUCUUUCUCGGCGAUCUUUUCGACGAGUUCACGCGGCGGUCCGGGUUGGCCUUGACUCGCCGAGUCCAACUCGGCGAGCCGACUCUGUUGUCGAGGCGGGAGCACGUGUUUGGACGCAGGAAUUAUGUAUCCCGAGCCCAGUUCUUGGGAAGCAAACACGAGAUUGGGAUCGAGUGCGGCGGCGGAGUGCUCAAAGUAAAAGUGGACGGAGAAAUCCGGCUUGUUAUAAAAAGGCUUGCGUGGAAAUUCAGAGGGAAUGAGAAAAUCUACGUGGGUGGGAUUGAGGUGGAAUUCUUUUGGGAUGUUUUUAAUUGGGUUAAUAAUAAUUAUAGUAAUAAUAAUAGUGGGAGUAAUGGAAAUGGGCAUGGGGUGUUUGUUUUUCAAGUGGGUGAUGGAGGGGUGUGGCCGGAGAUGGUAGGGCCGGAGAAGAGGUUGAUGAGGAAGAGCUUGUCCUUCUCGUCGGGAUCCGGGGCAGUGCCGUCGAUGAUAUCGACGUCGCCGUCGACACCGUCGUGCUCAAGUGUGUUGCAGUGGGCGGAGGAGAGCAGCGAUGGGGGGAGGAGUUCGUGUUCUUCCACUAAGUCUUGUGGGAGUAAUGGGGGGUUCUCUUUGUUGCUGUAUGCUUGGAGGAGGGAUUAGGUUUUGAAAUUUAGUUGCAGAGAAAAAAAAACAAAGAAGUUGAUUUUGUGGGAAGUAAUUGGCUUUUAUGUGGAAAUCAUUCUUU
This is a messenger RNA of Corylus avellana, 1326 nucleotides long. RefSeq lists its product as uncharacterized. Lineage: Eukaryota; Viridiplantae; Streptophyta; Magnoliopsida; Fagales; Betulaceae. The record is from RefSeq and is a predicted model, not a curated record.